Electrophorus electricus (electric eel) is the source of this 1914-nucleotide messenger RNA. RefSeq names its product CUE domain containing 1a (gene cuedc1a). Gene Ontology annotation, molecular function: ubiquitin binding. Lineage: Eukaryota; Metazoa; Chordata; Actinopteri; Gymnotiformes; Gymnotidae. The record is from RefSeq and is a predicted model, not a curated record.
AUGACCAGCCUGUUCCGUCGCAACGGCGGCAACCGCGGCAGGGGCGGUGGCCCGCAGGGGGGCGGAGUCUCUGGCGCCCCGCCUGACCCGAACAACAGCCGACCGCCACAGCAAGUGCGGCGGCUGGAGUUCAACCAGGCCAUGGACGACUUCAAGACCAUGUUCCCCAGUAUGGACCACGAGGUGAUCGAGUGUGUUCUGCGCGCCAACGACGGCGCCGUCGACUCCACCAUUGACCAGCUGCUGCAGCUGAGCCUGGACGCCCACAGUAUGGACGACAGCUCCGACUCUGAGGACAGCAUCGCCCCCGAGAUCCUGGAGAGGACGCUGGAGCCAGACAGCUCGGACGAGGAACCUCCACCCGUGUAUUCCCCGCCUUCCUAUGACAUGCACAUCUAUGACAGGAAGCACCCAGCCGAUAUCCUGCCCGCUCCGCCCCCCAGGUUUGAAGCCCACCCCCCUCCCGGGCAUCGUCAGGUCAGUGGCUACAGGAACUGGAACCCACCGUUACUAGGCAACCUCCCAGAUGACUUCUUGCGGAUUCUGCCUCAGCAGCAGGACAGUCUGCAGCGUUCUCAGAGCGACCUGUCUCAGCCUUCCUCUUCCUCGUCAUCCUCGCUGUCAUCCCUUACGCAGUGCUCAUCAGCAUCCAGCAGCGGGGCGGGCGUGGCCUCAGAGCGGGACAGGAAGCUGAGGCAGUACCUGGAAGACGAGCGCAUCGCCCUGUUCCUGCAGAAUGAGGAGUUCAUGAGAGAGCUGCAGCGUAACAGGGAUUUUCUGCUGGCACUGGAGAGAGGAGGAAAUCAUUGUGUUUCAGGUUCCGUGGAGGUCUGCAGCGCCGCGUCGGACGACGCCCUGUUCCGUGACAAACUGAAGCACAUGGGCAAAUCUACAAGGAAGAAGCUCUUUGAAAUUGCCAGAUCUUUCUCUGAAAAAACACGCAGGAGAAAGUCCAAAAACAGGGCUCACCUAAAACAUCCUACGCUCCAUGACCCUGGCCUCAGCCUGAGCACAGCUACCUCCACUGCCAACCUUCUGGAGGACGUUGAGGGACCUCCGGCAGAGGACGAUGGCCAGCCCAGGAGGCCGGGAGCCCAGAAGAAGGACGAGCUGACCAAGGAAGUAGUGUCAUGAGUGAUUUUUCUUUUCAUGUUACGCCCCUGCUGUUCUCCCUGGUUGUGGGACGAGCUCCGGCUCCUCCACCCUCAUUAUCCGGUUGGGCCUGCAGCAAGCCUGCUGAUCCGAGCGCGGAAAAACGCGCACCGUCCGGCCGGAGAGACCCCCCCCCCCCCGCACCCCGGGAGAAAAUGUCGCCUGCUUAAGAUUCCUUCGUUUACACAUUGUCAUCGUUCCGUUCACAGUAAUCACGACAUCGUGGCAUUUAGAUGGAAGCUACUGUGCAUGUCCGUGCGGUCUGAUACGUGACCGGGGGAGGGGGAGACUCAGAGGCGCGCGCUUGCUGGCGUCACCAUUCUGCUGAGACUCAGGGCUCCACGCACAAGCACAAACUCCCUGUCCAUGUUCUCCACACUGCUGCACCAUGGGAAUUCUGUCCAAACUCAGGAGCAUCAACAUGACCAGUAUAGCUUUUGUACACUAACACAAAUUGUCGAUGUGUGUGCAUACACACGUAUAUGCACACACAUCGACGAUAUACAUGUGUGAGUGCCCUCUCGUGUAUCAACGUAUGCUGAACCUCCUCAGUCCCAUUCUCCUCAUCUGUUAUGACCUUAAGACUUAGUAAAGUGUGAUCUGAGAGCGCCCUCCUUUCUGUGUUGAACUAUAGAUGAUUAUUCUGUCUUCACCAUAUUCCACUGCACUCUUAGUGCAAUCUGGGCCCUCUUUGUAUAGUUACUUUACUUCUUUCUUAAACUAAAUUAAUUUAAAUUAAAAAUAAAUUGCCUUUUAAAACAU